Papaver somniferum (opium poppy) is the source of this 633-nucleotide messenger RNA. RefSeq names its product zinc finger protein 7-like. The transcript has a single exon. The coding region runs from base 1 to 633 and encodes 210 amino acids. NCBI's taxonomy places the organism in Eukaryota, Viridiplantae, Streptophyta, Magnoliopsida, Ranunculales, Papaveraceae. The record is from RefSeq and is a predicted model, not a curated record.
AUGAUCUCCCAUAGAGAAGUAGUUACAAAACAACAAGAAAGCCCAACAAGAAAAAUUCAAGUGAACAACCAAAACAAUAAUGGUUUGGUCAAAACCAGCAGCAGCAACAACAAGAGAGAAUGGUUGGAAUUAAGCCUUGGUAGAACAUCUAGCAGCAGGAAAUCUAAGGAGUACCAUCAGCCAAAACCCACAUUCCACAAAAUCUUUACAUGCAACUUCUGCAUGAGGAAGUUCUACAGCUCACAAGCAUUGGGCGGUCAUCAAAAUGCUCACAAGAGAGAAAGAGGAGUAGUUAGAAGGUAUCAUUCACAUCGUUUAAUGAAUUCUAUGAUCAUGGGUUUACCCUACAUUCAUACUACUCCAAGAACACUUGGUGUUAGUACUCACUCGUUGGUCGUGCAAAACCCUAACAUAUUAGAAGGAAAUACUGUUGGACAUUUUGUCGAUGUGGAAGCGUUGUGUAGUGCGAUUACUCGGUCGGCAAAGCAGCACUCGACAACCGCACAUAAUGAUAUGAUAUGGCCUGGAAAUUUUCAUGCGGAUCAUCAUUAUUCCAACCAAGUAGCACUCUCAAAUGGCCAAUCAUCAUCAUCAACCGAUGUUCAUCCACUUAAUUUGAAUCUUACUCUUUGA